This is a messenger RNA of Vicia villosa (hairy vetch), 897 nucleotides long. Its product is annotated as extensin-like. The record is from RefSeq and is a predicted model, not a curated record. Bases 1 to 897 code for a protein of 298 amino acids. The transcript has 3 exons. Lineage: Eukaryota; Viridiplantae; Streptophyta; Magnoliopsida; Fabales; Fabaceae.
AUGUCUAUUGUGUACAAAAGUUUUGUUGACAGGUUAUGCCGUCAACGACAAAUUCCACCUGGAAGUAUUGCUAUAAAGAAUUCUCGCACGGUCCAUAUGAAACCUGGUUCAAAGAACCCACCACCACCACCUACUCAGAGAAAACAUCCACCACUAAUUCAGACAACUAAAACACCACCACCGAUUCAAACACAUCCAACACCACCACCUUGGCAGCCUCCAUCAAAGACUCGGAAAAACCCAACACCGCCUCCUUCCCGUCCUACUUCAAUUACUCAGACAAACCCAACACCACCACCGAUUCAGACAAACCCAACACCACCACCGAUUCAGACAAACCCAACACCGCCUCCUUCCCAUCCUACUUCAACGACUCAGACAAACUCAACACCACCACCGAUUCAGACAAACCCAACACCGCCACCUACUGAUCAUCCUCAACCAUCAAUACCGACUUCUGAGGAAUUCAGAUUUAUUCCUACCCCGGGAUAUACUCAUCGUGUUUUGCAAAGUCCUCCCCAUCACACCACAGAAGAGGGUGUUGAAGAAGAGGGGGACCAAGCACUUUCUAAUGAGGAACAAGAAGAACAAGUAGAUGGGCAAAGACCGAAGAUCUAUAUUGUGGAAGAUACUGCGUUAAGUCCAGGUGAUCUUGUUGCCGAAAUGUGCAGAAAAGUUAUAGAAAAGCUUUACCGUGGUACUUUUUUUAAUUAUAGUGAGCUUAAACGCGAGAAAAGAGAAAAGGAGAGAAAGGAAUGGUUCAAUAUGUUUAAAUCGCUUGUAAGCUGGGACCGUUGCGAUGAUGCUAAAAUGGAAGACUUGUUUCAUAAAAGAUGUGCUGCACGACUGCGUGAUAUAUUGCAAAAGGCUAAAGAGAAGGCGUGCAAGCCGCCUUAA